AUGAGCGACGCCACCAGACAAAACCCAGAACAUUCAUCGGAACCGGGCGCGAUAGUUGAGCAACCCGCCGCGCCUGAUCCGGAUGCUGAGAUCCAGCCAGACUCCAACGAAGCGAGCGACGCGGACUCCACCCUGGGCGACAACGCCUCGGUCACCAGUGCAUCUUUAGCCUCGUCCAUAUACAAUUACCCUUACGAACACGGCAGACGGUACCAUGCCUAUCGUCAAGGCGAAUAUACACUGCCCAACGAUGAAAUGGAGCAAGCUCGCCUUGAUCUCCUCCACCACGUCUUUCGACUGGCCCUAGAUGGACGCCUCUUCCGCGCACCAAUCCUAGCAAGCCCCCAGCGGGUGCUCGACUUCGGCACUGGGACUGGUAUCUGGGCUGUGGAUUUUGCCGACGAAUUCCCCAUGGCCAUGGUCAUUGGUACAGACCUCAGUCCUAUUCAGCCAGAUCUGGUGCCGCCAAACGUCCGGUUCUACGUAGACGACGUCGAGAGUGACUGGGUCGAGGGAAACUCCGGGGGCGAGACCUACGACUUCAUCCACGGUCGUGCCAUGGCCGGCAGUAUCAAGGAUUGGGACAGGCUGUACCAGCAGGCAUUGCGGUCACUGACGCCAGGUGGUUGGCUGGAGAUGCAGGAGUAUGAGACGUGGCUUAAAUCGGACGACGACCCAGACCUUAGCCGAACGCCGUAUUUGAAACGGUGGCAAGACGAGGUGAACCAGGGUAGCAAGGUGUUCGGUAAGGACCUCGACGUGGCCAAAGAGCAGAGACAACGCCUGAUCAAUGCGGGUUUCAUCGACGUCCGAGACGACGUCUACAAGGUCCCCGUCGGCACGUGGCCGCGCGACCCGAAGCUCAAGACCCUGGGAAAGUACCAGCUUCCGCAGGUGUGUUCGGCCAUCGAGCCCUUUGCCUUGGGGUUCCUCACACGCUACUUGAAUUGGUCCGAGGACGAGUGUCGCGUGCUCGUGGCUCACGUUAUCAAGGAGCUGCAAAACUCACAGAACCAUCUCUACGUGAACUUCCAUUUCGUGUACGGGCGAAAACCGGGAGAGUAA
Cladophialophora psammophila CBS 110553 is the source of this 1065-nucleotide messenger RNA. RefSeq lists its product as uncharacterized. Lineage: Eukaryota; Fungi; Ascomycota; Eurotiomycetes; Chaetothyriales; Herpotrichiellaceae. The coding region runs from base 1 to 1065 and encodes 354 amino acids. The transcript has 3 exons. The record is from RefSeq and is a predicted model, not a curated record. Gene Ontology annotation, molecular function: methyltransferase activity.